Molecule: messenger RNA, 3333 nt
Organism: Leishmania braziliensis MHOM/BR/75/M2904
Lineage: Eukaryota; Euglenozoa; Kinetoplastea; Trypanosomatida; Trypanosomatidae
Exons: 1
Coding region: 1-3333 (1110 amino acids)
Biological process (GO): potassium ion transport
Cellular component (GO): membrane
Source: RefSeq, a predicted model, not a curated record
AUGCCGCUCACAGCCGACCAGGCAGGAAGCCCCCUGCACUACUUCAGCCAGGUGUCCUUACGCAAGGGAAAUACAGAGGAUGCCAUUAGCGGUCUCGACAGUGUGCAUCCCGUUGACCUGACGGUUUCGCACCGGUCUCGCAACCAAAACUUACCUCCUCUGAAGCGCUACUGGCGCACACGCAGUGUCCGUCGCAAUCAUACCCAGCUGAACGAACUAGGUGAGCUGGAGAAUCAGUUGCUUCCGGCAAGGAGCCUGUCAAGGUUGAACACUAUCACCAACAGCGGAGAGAACGACUUCACGUACAUUUCUGGACCAAAGUACUUCUUCCAGCAGUUGGUGCGCCAGUACCCGCUCGCGGCCUUCUUUGUUUGGACAUUCUUGUUCUUGGUGGAGCUUUCCAUGGUGGUGCUGUACCUUAUUCAGUCUACUAUGAGCUACGAUGUCACUUGGAUGCACUACGACACCCAAGAGCGCAGUGGGUGGUUCUACGCCCGCACCCUGCUCUCGGUCAUCUCUCUUGUGCAGCUGUUCUUUGCCUACUCACUGAGCGUUAUGACCAUCACAGUGGUGCUCAUCACGUCCAUUUACCAAAUCAUCAUCUUCUUCGUUUCGAUCCCGUCGAAUCUCGCGUGGGUCAGUUGCCUGUACGUGCCCUACUUUAUGAGAUGCUGGCCAAUGCGGCAGUACUUCCUCUUUAUCCUUGACUCCGUCGCGCUGAUGAUGCCGCGCAACCGCAAGCUUGACCUACUGCGACUGGCUGCUGGGCCGCUGACGCUGUUUAUCUGCAUGGUGUUCUCUGCCUCUGGCGUCUUCCGCAUCGAUCAGUGCUUUCAGGGGUACCCCAUAAAUAUGGCGGUGUCCAUCUACUUUGUCGUCGUCACCGUGUCUACGGUGGGCUUUGGUGAUGUGACGCCGCAGACCCAGGACGGCAAAGCCAUCACCAUCGUCAUAAUCUUUAUCUUCAUUGCGAAGAUGCCAACGUUCAUCCGUGUCAUCCGCUCGACGGCGAAGAUUUUGAAGGCGUACCGCUCCUACACGGGCCGCAGGAACCACUUUAUCGUGUACGGCCACCUCAACCGCGAGGAGGUCGUUUCUAUCUUGGAUGAGGUGUUCUGCCUGUAUCCGAUGAAAUCCGUGUGCUUCUGCAGCAAAUGGUUUGCGCCAGACGUGCUCUCGAUCGGCCGCCAUCCUACCUACCGGCUGCGCAGCACGUUUCUCAUUGUGGACACACUGGACUCCUUCGCAUUGCGUCGAAUGAAAGCACAGGAUGCGUCGGCGAUCAUUAUCCUACCCAUUCGCGAGGGUUACUCUUCCCGUGUCGAUGACGACGUGAUGCUUGCGGCCAUCAUCUUUGAGCGUUUUGUGCCUAAGGUGCCGCAGUAUGUGUGGCUGCGCUACGGCCUCCACGCAAAACUGCUGAAGGGACAGCGCUCCUGCGUGAUCGAUGAACAUAUAAAAAAGAACAUCAUGGCGAGCGCGCUACUGCUACCGGGAAUCGUACCGUUCUUGGUAAAUCUCGUGCGGUCGGCGUGGGCCGAAGGCGUCGAACCGGCCGAUCUGUGGACGGAGAAUGGCAUCGAGCAGUGGAAAAGUCAGUACGAGUACAGCCGGCGCAACGUACUCAGCACAUGCUUGGUACCGCUGCGCUUUGUUGGCGCGACGUUGGGGCGCGUGGUGGCAAACUUUAAGUAUCGCGACGUACUCAUUGUCGGCGUGGAGGAAAACGAACGCAGGGUAAUGCGCUUCGAUCUCAACUACCGCCUGAAGGAGCAGGAUGUCCUGAUGGCCGUGUACGAGCGCACGCGGAACAGCCUGUCGCGUGCGCUGGAGGAGUUCAGCUCCCCCGGGCCUGUGAACGAGGCUGCCGGGGAGACGUACGGCGCCAACUUCUGCCAAGGCCUUAACAGUGAAGAACUUCUGCACGCCAACAUGAAUUCCUCUUUCGUCUUCUACCCGUACAAGAGCUCCGCCUCUCUGUGCGAUAUGGUGCCGCCGCAGAACCCCGCCACCAGCGACGGUGCCGACACAGCAGACAAGGGGGAUGGCCAUAUCGACUCCAAGCCUGAGGAUGAGGCGCUGUCCUUGGAGGAGGUGCGGCGGGCGCUCAUGAACAUAGCCGGUAUCGUGCGUGCCCCUCGCGGGAUUCCGCUCGCUUCGCUGCAGCUUCGUCGCAGGACCGCCGCCCACCUAUGGCACCUUACACAGCGCCACCGCGGACUUCUGGUGGACCUUUCCAUGUCCGUUGAAGAUCGCGAGGAGGCGCUUCGCGAUGUGACGGAUCAGAUCAACUCAUCGGUGCUCAAGGCCGCUGACAUGUAUCUCGCGGCGAUGUCUGAGCAGGACCGGCAGGCGAUGGAGCUGAAGCACCAAGACGAGGUGUUUCUCUUUAUUGACCAGACCAGUUCGAUCCUCCGCAAGACGGCAACGUCCGUUUACGAAGACGUCAUUUCGCAGACCAUUGCGCAAUACGAGCUGUACGUGAUGAUGCAGUGCAUCUGCGCCGUGCACGCCCACUCUCGCCUGACUUUGCUGACGCUGCGAAGGUAUCCGCCUCAUUUUUUUCAGACCUGGAAGGAUACCUUUGGGACCCCGCUGCGCUACAUUCGUGGCCAAGGCUCAUUGGACUCGCACCUGAACUACGCUUUAACAGUGGACACAGACGUCACCAAGGUGCGAGGCAUUCUCUUGUACUGCUCUCAGAUGGGCCCACGCGACUUUGGCGAUAUUCCCAUCUUCUCCGUUGAGAACAGUGUUCUCGACCUGCUGGAGUGGAACGAGCAGACACGGGAUGGGCUGAGCGGCGCGCGUGAGCAGAACAUCGUCGUUGAGCUGCAGUCCUUCCUCUUCUCUAUUAAGGUGACACCCUUCCACACCGACGCAGUGUGGCGCACUCGUGGCGAAUCCAACUUCCAGGAUGCGCUCGCCUUCAUGAUGGGUCGUUUCUUCGCCUCGAAUAUGCUCAUCACGAUUCUUAUUCAUAUCCACCGCGACUCGCGCAUCAUCAAGUUUUUCGAAAUGGUUUUGAAUCUCACUUCGACUGCGAAUAUGUUUGACAAGGCGGUGUGGGCAAACCGCUCAGCACAGUCCCAGACGCUAUUCAAACUGUGCGGUAACCAUUCGCUGCGCUUCCAGACCUUUGGAGACGCGUUCGAGUUUCUUCUGUCGAAGCGGCAGUGCGUGGCGAUCGGGGUGUUCCGGUUGUUCCCGGCAUCCGAGAUGCUGAGCGGCAUGCCGCGCUACUUUGUCACUAACCCGCCCAUGUGCAUGCCGCUGCUGAUGGAGGACAUCAUCUACUGUCUAGAUGGCAGCUUGAGGGUGGCGUGUGAGUAG